Messenger RNA from Aspergillus ochraceoroseus IBT 24754, 2329 nucleotides. Its product is annotated as DNA damage response protein RcaA. The record is from RefSeq and is a predicted model, not a curated record. The coding region runs from base 1 to 2106 and encodes 701 amino acids. Gene Ontology annotation, biological process: double-strand break repair via homologous recombination; mitotic G2 DNA damage checkpoint signaling. Lineage: Eukaryota; Fungi; Ascomycota; Eurotiomycetes; Eurotiales; Aspergillaceae. Gene Ontology annotation, cellular component: Mre11 complex. The transcript has 5 exons. Gene Ontology annotation, molecular function: protein binding; damaged DNA binding.
AUGUGGAUCCUCGAUUCAGAGGGAGACUUUUUGAGAGGGAAGCGCGUGUGGUUACGGCCCGGGAAGAAGUAUCUGUUUGGUCGCAGCAAGACGAAUGAGGUCCGCCAUGCCAUCCAGCACAAUUCAAUAUCGCGAAAGCAUUUGGUGAUCGAUAUCGCAUCUGUCAAACCUGGUGACGGGGUCCAUAUUUACGCAAGGUCUGAGAUAUCAGUGAGCGACCAGGGAUCCAAGUUUGGUACACUACUCGAUGGAGAGCAAAUUAAGGGGGUAAGCAAGAAGUUGACUGGUGAGGAGCAUACCAUUCAGCUGGGAAAGUACCAGCACGUUUUGCGGAUAAAAUGGCAUCCAACCGUACUCAGCUUUUCCUUCUCCUCCAAAGAACUCAAGGCAAAGGACCCGUUGGCGCAUGUGCGAUCCCGACUCGAGGACCUAGAUGUCAAAACGAUAAUUCCAUAUGUCAUCGAUUCAACAACCCACGUGGUUCAAAGCAAACGGAAUACAGCGAAAGGAUUGCAAGCGCUGGUGAAUGGCAAAUAUAUCGUCCAAGAAUCAUUUGUUGAUGCGCUUGUUUAUGCAGCGACGCCAAGUGACCUAGAGAACCUCGAAAGCUUGUCCCCUUUAGAGGCCGAUUUCGACGCUGCAUGGCCAGACCCAAUGGAACACCUGCCACCUCCAGGAAAGGAAGUUGCUGACAGACCCGAAGAGUCCUUCGCGCCAAAUCCCGAUCGAAUCAGCAUCUUCGAUGGCUAUACUUUCGUCUUUGGUGACACUACGCAAUACGAGAAUCUACAGGACGCUAUAACGAAUGGCCAUGGAAAGGCUUUGUUUUAUCGAAUCGAGGACGGUGUAACAACCCCCGAGGAUAUUGUGCAAUUUAUGAGAAAUGCUGCGGGCCAUAAAGGUCUCGGGGUUGCAAGAAACGGCGAUGGCGGUGUCGUUCUUGUCCGAUUUAGAUCUAAGGGGCAGUAUGAAGACUGGUCUAUACAGCUUAGCAACCAAGUGGCCAUUACGACCGAUCAACGUGUUAUCGAGCAGCGAGAAUUCCUGGAUGCGAUAUUAGGGAAUGAUGCCGCGGUGUUGUGUCGGCCACUCCCAGAAUCCAAACCGAGUCAGGAAAUGGACGUUGAGCCCACGGAGUCUACAUCUGCCCCUCCAGCCCCAAGCGAUGAUGCACAAAUCAUCGCCGACUCGCAGCUGGCGGAAGACGUAAGCCAAGCCUCGAAAAAGGGAAGAGGUGGCCGUGUUCGCAAAUACGUGAGCAAAAUGAAGACAUUUGAUGACGGGUUUGACAUCAAUUCUAUCCCAGCUUAUGCUCCAGAGGUGGAUGAGGGCUCUGCAGACUCUCAAGCACAGAUGCUGGUAGAGACUCCAUCGGAAAAUCAGUCGAGAGUAGUCGACAGCUUUCAGGAAGAAGAAGAGUUAGUUUCCAGCUUACUGCCAGGUGCCAGUGCAAUGAAACGUCGACGCGCCGAGACUUCACAGAGAAGUUUGGAUGAUUCGACUACACAUCUAAAACAAGAGGGGGCUGCACGACCUAAGCGGCAAAAGUUGGACGUUUUGGAGGCGGCACGGCAGCACCGUGAGGCGGAGGAGGAUGCCGCCCGUCAGCGACGUCAAGAGGAGCAAGAGUCACUUCAGAGCUCUCUCAAGGAUAUCGACGUGGAGAAGCUGAAAGGGCUUGCUAUUGUGGAGGAGAUGGAAGUUUCAAGUAGAGACCCCGUCGUUGAUCAUAGCAAUAAUACCCGCUGGGACGACCGGUGGAAUGGGCGCAAAAAUUUCAAGAAAUUCCGGCGCAAAAAUGAUACCAGCCAGCCUCGUCGUCGCAUCCAAACCGUCAUCGUACCUCUAGAAGAAGUGACGCGCAAAGGGUUUGGUAUUGGCGACCACUACUGGGUGAGCAAUCAUCGGUCCAGCGAACCCACCCCGCAAGAAGGCCAGCCCGAACGGACGAUAAGCCAGGAAGAGAGUGAGCUGUCGCAGGCGCGCUCACUCCCUCAAAGCGAAUCGGAAAAGGCGUCUGUGUCUCAACGUCAAAAACGGGUGCGAGAGGAACAGGAUUCCGAUAGUGAUGAUGGGCUUCGAUUCCGGUUCCGACGCAGGAGGUAAUGCUCUUUCUUUUUUCUUUUUUUUUUCUUUUUUUCUUUUUUUCUUCGUGUUACAUAGAUUUCAAUUCUCGGUACAUUUUAACUAGGUAUAGCAUUCAUCAACUCCAGUUCAUCCAAAGGGUCGCCCUCCCGGUUGGAGGUCCAGGAGAUCGAUCAACUUUGAUGUCAAAUUCUAAAUUGUGGAGCGUCUUUCAGAAUCCGAUUCAGAAUCCUCAAAAGGAAGC